UGUUUGGGUUUCAUCAGGAGAUAGGCAUAGCCCACAUGCGUUGGCACCUUUGGCGGAGAAUCUAUGACCUGUACUUAGGGAAUAGGCAAUUUGCAGUUGUUGAGAAUCCAGGAUUCUGGAACUGGACCUUUAGCCUGGUGGAUGAAGAUGACAAAUUGUUGGCUCAGAUUGAUCGUAAUUGGAGGGGCACCGGCUUUGAGCUCUUCACAGAUGCUGGCCAGUAUGCUAUCCGGUUUGGUGAUGAUGUACAAAGCGACAAGUUUGCUCACUUACCGUUUAUUAUAUCUGGGUAUGUGGGUGCCCACUUUUCCCAGUUAGUUAAUGUCUCACAAAAGCUCCAGACCAAAGAAUUGCAUGUUGUUCGCCAGCUGACUUUGCCUGAAAGGGCAGUGGAUCUUGCUCUCGCCAUUUCCUUGGACAGUGAUUACUUCUCUAGAAGAGGUGGCUGGGGACUUCCGUUUCUGAUUGCCACGGAGUAGGCACACGAACCACCAUCUGCCAUAUACAAGGAAUUUCUUUAUUCUCAUUCCUGAAGAGGCUAGCAGUUACACUCAUUACUGUUGUCAGGUGAUUGGCAUCAUCGCUAGAGGCAGAAACUGUUUCUACCGUUCUGCGUGCUUCUGACUCAUUACUGUUGUUAGG
Zea mays is the source of this 642-nucleotide messenger RNA. Its product is annotated as altered inheritance rate of mitochondria protein 25. Lineage: Eukaryota; Viridiplantae; Streptophyta; Magnoliopsida; Poales; Poaceae. Gene Ontology annotation, molecular function: phospholipid scramblase activity. Gene Ontology annotation, cellular component: plasma membrane. The coding region runs from base 36 to 479 and encodes 147 amino acids. Gene Ontology annotation, biological process: plasma membrane phospholipid scrambling. The transcript is spliced from 4 exons. The record is from RefSeq and is a predicted model, not a curated record.